GAAGCCCAGUAAGUAAGUGAAGAGGAGGAGGAGGAGAGAGGGGCAAGGGGAGCGCGCACUGCACAGUCACUUUCCUUUUUUUUAUAAAAACUGGAGAGGGGGGGACGGUUGGAAAAAGAGAGAUUAAAAAAAACGGGAAGUUUUCAUUUUAACUCCAUUUCGUUUUUUUUUCAAAACGAGAGAGGGGGGGAAAAAAAAAGUGAAAUAAAUUUUUGGGCCGCUCGAGGUUUUCCUUCUUAAAAUUUUCCCCACCCUCCUCCCCGUAUCCUUUUCUGGUUUUAAUCUUCUCAAUCGGUUUGUUUUCGGUGUCAUUUCUUUUUUUUUGGGGGGUGGGGGUGGGGGUGAAAGGGAGAAGGAUUCCGUGAUCUGGGCCCCUGUGGUGAUGAUAAUUUGGAUGGGGGAAAUGUUUUUGAAGUUGUUGUUGGUCGGGCAGCUCACCGCCCCCCUCUGGCUCGGCGGCGGCGCAGAGUGAUGAGUCCGGUGGAUGGCGAGAACUUGUUUUGCGUUCACUCUCCCCUGUAUCUUUCUGUUUUCCCCCCUCCACCCAGCCUAUGUGCAUUUAUAAAUAUAUUGUUAUAAAAGACAUUUUUUUUACCAGUAUAAAUAAAACGCAGAUACUUGUACACAUGCGGCCGACUGCGACGUUUAAUGGACUUUCUCCCCCCUGAAAUUAUACCGGGCCCUGUUUUUGUUGAAUUGUGUUUCUUUUUACUUUUUCUUUGGCUGCUUGAGGAAGGGGGGGAGGAGGAGGAGGGAGGGCUGGUGGUGGAGGAGGAAGAAGAAGAAGAGAAGGGGUAUUUCCUCUUAAAAAGGGGUGGAAGAGGAGAGAGAGGAAAAAAAAAGUGAAGGAAAGUGGCGCGGGAAGUAGAGGAGAUGGAGUUGCAAACUCUGCAGGAGGCUCUGAAAGUGGAAAUCCAGUUUCAUCAGAAACUUGUGGCGCAGAUGAAACAGGAUCCACAGAAUGCUGAUUUGAAGAAACAGUUACAUGAACUGCAAGCCAAGAUAACUGCUCUCAGUGAGAAACAAAAAAAAGUCGUUGAACAGUUGAGAAAAGAUUUGAUGGUGAAACAAGAACACCAUGAAGGCAGACUGCCAAUGCAACAACAGCAGGUACCACCACAGCAGCAACAACAGACUGUACCACAACUUCUACCACAGCUGACCAGUCCACAGAAAGCAAUAACUGAUGCUUCAGUUGUUACCACAAAUCAGAUUCCACUUACUCUACUAAAAACAGCGCAUGCAAUGUCUGCCUCGGCCGUUACACCAAGACCUACCAUUGCCAUGGUAACGGCUCUAAGCAAUCCUCAGAAAUCAGUGGUUAAUGCAGACUCUCAAAACACACCCAUCAACCUUCAGAUCACCAACAAACUGACAACUCUGGGGACUGAUGCUGUACGAAUAAUGCCAAAAUCAACUGUACAGUUGGUGCAGACUACAAGUUCCCCACCAAUCAAGGUUCCUCAGUUCAUACCUCCACCCAGACUGACUCAACGCCCAACGCUCUUACCACAGGUUCGUCCGAAGCCAGUGAUGCCAAAUAGUAUUCCUAUUGCACCCGCACCUGUUUUUACGACUUCGCAACUAAUCCAGCGACCUGUGAUGCUGACAAAAUUCACACCCACUUCUCAGCCAUCAGCUGCAAAUUCCAUACAUCAGGCUAGAAUUAUGAAUGGACAACCAGCUACUGUCACCAAAACGUUACCAACUGCACAGCUGACGAGUAUUGUCAUAGCUACCCCAAGUCCCAAAGUGGUUGGCCCCCAACAGCUGAAGCUCAGCAAAGCAAAUCUGGAAAACAAGACCAUCAAACUUCAGGUGGAAUGGGAAGAAAGACCGAAUGACAGCAGUCCCACUUCUCCAGUUCCACCUAAACCCAAGAGAGAGGAGAACGCAGAGAAAGUUGCUUUCAUGGUUUCUCUGGGAUUGGUUACACACGAUCACCUUGAAGAGAUCCAAAGCAAGAGGCAAGAAAGGAAACGACGAACAACAGCAAAUCCAGUGUACAGUGGAGCAAUCUUUGAACCAGAGCGCAAAAAGUCUGCAGUAACUUAUUUGAACAGCCCUGUGCAACCUGGGACAAGGAGAAGAGGUCGCCCUCCUAAGUACACUAGUGUGCUGGGUAUAGGGACUCUGGCACCUUCCUCCCCUCCAAGUCAUCCUGCCUCCCCAGAUUUCGAAAAAACAGAAAGUUUGCUCAGUUUUGGUGUUCCAGCACAGUCUGCAUCCAGCCCCAGCUCUUUAGAUGGUUUGCCCUAUUUAGCCACAAGGGCUACUUUACAAAGGGGCCCUGUCAGCAAGAUACAAGAUGAGACAAACGACAUUGAAAACAUCACAAAAAAUACAACCUUGUCUGGUGACAUCCAUGAGGAUUUCUGCUCUGUGUGUCGGCGUAGUGGACAGCUGCUGAUGUGUGACACUUGUUCUCGUGUGUAUCACCUGGAGUGCCUGGACCCGCCAUUAAAAGCCAUUCCGAAAGGAAUGUGGAUUUGUCCCAAAUGUCAGGAGCAGAUCCUUAAAAAGGAAGAAGCAAUCCCGUGGCCUGGAACAUUAGCUAUUGUCCAUUCUUACAUUGCCUACAAAGCUGCAAAAGAAGAAGAAAAGCAGAAAUUAUUGAAGUGGAGUGCGGAGCUAAAGCAGGAGCGAGAACAGUUAGAACAGAAAGUCAAACAGCUGAGUAAUUUCAUAACGAAAUGUAUGGAGACUAAGAACACUUUACUUGCCCGACAAAAGGAUAUGCAGACCUCGUUGGAAAAAGUGAAAAGGCUUAUCCAAUUGAUCCAGGGUAUACAGCUCUCAAAAAAUGCCACACUGACGGAUGAGAUGAUCAACAGCCCCACAGACUGCAUGAACUCCCCCACCACUGUAUCUUCGCCUGUGAACUGUGAUAGUAACUCAGAAACCAAGUAGCUGAAAGAACAGGCUGGAUUUUGUAGAAUGUGUAAACCUUUCUGGGAACAAAAUUGUGAUGGACAGUUCCUGAUUUGCCAAUUUAAGGGAGAUUCUGUGCUAGAUUGUGUUCUUAUAGAUCCAUAUUGGGCGUACAAGCUGGGUAAAGACCAGCGCCAAGCCAAGUGAAAAUACCAGUGUGUGCCUGCUGCCACCAGUUUGGUUUUAAGUUUGUCUACUCUUCAGGGAAAUAGGUAGAAAACUAUGGCCGAAACUUAGUCAGCUGUCCUGGUCUUGAAUUGCAUUCUCUCAAUUCUCAACUCCAGGAUUACUUGAGCAGAAUUGGCAGAA
Chiloscyllium plagiosum (whitespotted bambooshark) is the source of this 3240-nucleotide messenger RNA. RefSeq names its product PHD finger protein 21Aa (gene phf21aa). Gene Ontology annotation, cellular component: histone deacetylase complex. Gene Ontology annotation, molecular function: chromatin binding. Gene Ontology annotation, biological process: negative regulation of transcription by RNA polymerase II. Lineage: Eukaryota; Metazoa; Chordata; Chondrichthyes; Orectolobiformes; Hemiscylliidae. The record is from RefSeq and is a predicted model, not a curated record.